Aspergillus calidoustus is the source of this 2833-nucleotide messenger RNA. The record is from the annotation of a GenBank genome assembly. Lineage: Eukaryota; Fungi; Ascomycota; Eurotiomycetes; Eurotiales; Aspergillaceae.
UUAGCGGGUUGCCCAGAGCUUCUUGUGAGAGUGGGAUCAUACUUGAGAGAGUAGAAGCGAAUAGAGCAAUACAAGGGCUUUCUUUUCCAGAUAUAAGAAGACCACGAAGAGCAAAAUUCGAAAAUAUACCGAGCGUUGGAGGAAGCUGAAAGGGAAAAUAAAUUGGUCCCAAUCAGAAGCCCGAAAAUUCGAUCGGCCUGCUUAUCACUUUUUUUCUGGCUCCGAAUUUCUCGCCGCCUCCGCCUUCUCCGCAAACAUUUCCUGCUCCUAUGACAGCUUGCCUCAUUGAAGCUUUUGUUCCGCGGCUUUUCGUUUGGUUGUAGAUUAUUUUCUUCUCUUAUGCCAUGAGGAACCUUCAAUCGGGCCUUCUUGCCCGCCGCUCGUGGGUGUGCAUGCAAUGCCGUCGCGCUAGUUCAUCCCCCGUUUCGGCAGCGUCGCAUAACAAGAAGACGAAACUCCCCGAUUUCCCAGCCAGGACUCGUUUCGCCCCUUCACCAACCGGAUACCUUCACCUCGGGUCACUGCGAACAGCAUUGUUCAACUACUUGCUGGCGAAACGGACCGGUGGUCAGUUCUUAUUGCGGAUUGAGGAUACGGAUCAGAAACGGACGAUUCCCGACGCGGAACAGAGGCUUUACGAUGAUCUUCGAUGGGCUGGAUUACAAUGGGAUGAAGGUCCUCUUGUUGGAGGCUCUUAUGGUCCGUAUAGGCAGUCCGAACGAACAGCUACCUAUCGCAGCCACGCCAAUGACCUGAUCCACAACGGCCACGCAUACCGGUGUUUCUGCUCCGCGGAUCGACUCGACACACUUGCAAGGCACCGUAGCCAGGCAGGUCUUUCUCCGGGGUAUGAUAGAAAGUGCGCGGAUAUAUCAGCCGAAGAGUCGGAAGAUAGGGCGGCUAAGGGAGAGUCACAUGUUGUUCGACUUAGGGUUGAGGGAUACCCAGCGUUCGAGGAUCUCGUCUAUGGCAAAACGGGGCAAAAUCGUUCGCCGAAUAAGUUAGACCUCAUUGAACGUGUCUACGACGAUCCUAUCAUGAUCAAGUCCGAUGGGCACCCGACCUAUCACUUGGCCAAUGUUGUGGAUGAUCACCUCAUGGAGAUUACCCAUGUCAUUCGAGGCACUGAAUGGAUGUCUUCAACUCCACUACACGUCGCCUUAUACAAUGCAUUCAAGUGGACGCCGCCUCGUUUUGGGCAUGUCCCGCUGCUAGUGGACAAGUCUGGUCAAAAGCUGAGCAAGCGCAACGCUGACAUUGACUUGACAUUCUUUAAAGAUAAACAGGGGAUAUUUCCAGCUAGUCUAAUCAACUUCGCAGCCCUCUUAGGGUGGUCUCAUACCCAGAAGUCGGAUAUCCUUAGCCUAGAAGAGCUGGAAAGCAUUUUCAACCUGAAAAUCACUCGCGGAAACACAGUUGUCGCCUUCGAAAAGCUCUGGUUCCUUCAAAAAGCGCAUGCACAGCGUUUCGCCGCAAAUGGCGGCGCCGAAUUCGAUGACAUGGUCUCCAGCGUCUCAAAGGUCGUCGAAUCCUCAACAACUGCAGAGCAAUUGAAUCAAAUCCUCCAAUCCCGCCCCUUGUCCGGAAUAAUUGCUCCUCUCCUCCAAGCAGACGCCAAAUCAUUCACCAACGCCGACGAAUUCGUCUCCCGCAACGCGACCUUCUUCCAAACAACCCUAGCUCGCCCACCUUACACACCCACAAACCAAACAACACAAAUUCCCAUCUCAUCCCUUCACACAGCCUCCGUCGCACUGACACUAGUCCCAAAACAACAUUGGAACAUCGCAACUCACAAAUUCAACAUCAGCUCGUACGACGGCGCAAGCGCGGUUCUUGAAGAGAACCCGGCGCUCGCUGAGGCAGACGCAGAUGCGGAGAAAACCCGCAUCGCCGCGGACAAGGCCUUCAAGAAGGAACUAUACCACUACCUCCGCUGGGCUUUAUCCGCUGGGGCGCCCGGCCCGGGCAUUCCGGAGACGAUGGUGAUUCUUGGGAGAGAUGAGACGCUUAGGCGGUUGUCAGAGGCAAGAGAGUUAACGAUGAAGAAGGGUGCCAGGAGUCCUGUUGCUGAGAGGCUGGUGAGGGAUAAGGCGAAGGCUAAGGGGCAAGCACAGGAUAGGGAGGCGGAUCGGUCGUGGAUGGGGUCGCUUGCGCCGCGCACGUAGGCUUUGUAUACUAUAGAAGCUACUUUCUACGCCUGUCCAUGUGCUUGCGUCAAAAUUCGUUAUAGAUCAUGUGUCACUAUAAACAACCGUAUGAAGAGCAUUAUUCACAAAGACUUUCAAGUCUAUACACCAGGGGUGCACAGUCUAACCAAUCAAUCGCCGCUACAACCAGUAGAUCACGAGGCCAUUCAUCUCAUCCCUCUAAACAAGUCUGCGACCUACCCCAUCCAAUUCCCCGUACCACUUCCCAUCCCCAAAAACUCCAUGGGGGCCGGCUGCCCAUUUGCCCAACCUCCCAGGAUAGCAGACAUACCCUCGGCCUCAGAGUACGUAAACUGAUCAAGCAUGUCAACCUCGGUCGUGAAGUAAUCCUGCAGCGAAUUCGGGUCAAAGACUGAUGUGUUCCCCGUAUCACUAAGCAGAAGCAGCGAGUCAUCUUGCCUGUUAUAUGUUCCGAGAAACGACGAUGCCCGGGACUCGAUGAGGCUGCGUGCAACGCGUGCGAAGAUAGUGCAUAUCUGGUAAAGACGUCCGCAGGCUUUUGAGGUGUCUUUCACCGGGUAGAGCGUGCGUACGACGUCUUCGAGGAGCUGAGUGUCUUCUAGACUGCUAGAAGCUAUGGCGUGCAGGAAGAUGACGAUGAAGGGGGUGAAGGAGGAGUAGAG